AGAAGCGAGUGGGACAAGGUACCUAUUUGUUUUGGGAAUGAUGAUCAUAGGUAGGGUUUAGGGAAGCUUCGGAGCAGCACUUGUAAUUGAAACUCAAUUCAAUGGCCAACCACUCUUCUACUUCCUCUAUCCUAUGCGCUUCUUUCAACCAAGACCUUAGUUACUUUGCUGUUGGCACCAGGGAUGGUUUUAGAAUAUUUGAGACCAAUACAGGAAAACUCUGCUAUGAAAGAGCUGUUGGAGCUUUUGUUAUUGUGGAGAUGCUGUUUAGCUCCAGUCUUCUUGCUAUCGUUGGUGCUGGUGAUCAGCCAUCUUUGUCCCCUCGCCGUCUCUGUUUGUUCAAUAAAACCACGGGUGCUGCUCUUAGAGAAUUGAACUUUCUAACGUCCAUACUUGCUGUUCGCAUGAAUAGACAAAGACUCGUUGUCAUUUUACAAGAUAAAGCAUAUGUAUAUGAAAUAAAUAGUCUCAGUAUUGUGGACAUUAUUGACACAGUGCCAAAUAUUAAAGGGCUUUGCGCUUUUUCCCCUUGUUUGGAUGCUUGCUAUUUGGCUCUUCCUGCCAGUACUACCAAAGGAUCUGCAUUGUUGUAUAAUGUCAUGAAUCGUCAUUUACACUGUGAGAUUGAGGCUCAUCGUUCACCAUUGGCUGCAAUGGUUCUUUCUUCUAAUGGAAUGUACAUAGCUACAGCAUCUGAGCAAGGUACCAUAAUCAGAGUUCAUUUGGUGUCAGAUGCAACAAAGCAGUCAUAUAGCUUUAGAAGGGGGACAUACCCGUCUACUAUAUUUUCACUGUCAUUUGGACCAUCAAAGCAGCUUCCAGAUAUCCUUGCAGCCUCAAGUUCUUCUGGUUCUAUUCAUCUUUUCACUCUUGGAUUUGCUUCACAUCCAAGGAGCAAGAGUUCAAGUGGCUUUCUAGGAUCAAUAAUUCCUGGUGCUGUGAGUGAUGUGCUUGAUCCUGCUUAUCAUCACGUACUUCAUGAUACUGUUCCUGCUGGGGUGAAAAGCUAUGUAGUAAUUCGCAAGGUUGAAAAUAUGACCAACUCCUCAUCAUCUGACCUCCUAGCUUGUAGGGCAAUUUUGUCGGUAAUAACAUCUAACGGAUUCUUCAAGGAAUACAACAUAAGCAUUAAUGCCCGUAAUGAAUUAUCUUGGGCCUUAGGUCGUGAGUUCAAUCUUUUGACCGUGACCUAGGACAAGCUACCAGGAGUGACAAAACACUGUUUAUAGCGAACCAUCUAUAACUCAAAAGCUUGAUUGAGGAAUUGCAUUCUACACUCAAACUUCUAGAACUACCACUGCUACCAACAUUCAAGUGUUACUCAGAAAUUCUCAGAGCUGUCAUGGCUGCCAUCAGACGAAUCAGUGAUGCAAAAUUCCGUAUAAGUUAUGUGUACAAGUAAGAACUUCAUUUACUUUGUUUCUGGCACAAUGCAAGGGAAAUACGUUAAAAGUAUAUUUAAUCUGGAUCUCUAAAAAGUGUUUAUAAUCUGAGUCUCGUAUGUUAAAUUGGUUUAUCAAGUGGCAAGUGUCUUGCACAACCCAAAUUAGUACUCAUGUUGAACAUACUGACUAUUUAGGUCAUCCUCGAAAAUGUAAUUAUCAAAAUUUGAAAUAAAUGGUAAUUGGAGGCA
Molecule: messenger RNA, 1633 nt
Organism: Vigna unguiculata (cowpea)
Lineage: Eukaryota; Viridiplantae; Streptophyta; Magnoliopsida; Fabales; Fabaceae
Gene: ATG18B
Product: autophagy 18 B-like protein
Molecular function (GO): protein binding
Source: RefSeq, a predicted model, not a curated record